Molecule: messenger RNA, 876 nt
Organism: Nerophis lumbriciformis (worm pipefish)
Lineage: Eukaryota; Metazoa; Chordata; Actinopteri; Syngnathiformes; Syngnathidae
Source: RefSeq, a predicted model, not a curated record
AUGUCUCGGAAACUCAAAAUCGCUUUGCCGAAAGGCAGCCUUCAGGAGCCUACGAUGAAGCUUAUUGAAAAGGCCGGAUAUAAUAUUUAUUCGUCCUCUCGUGCUCUGCGCCCUGCAUCCGAUGAUCAGGAGCUAGAUAUUUAUUUGAUCCGAGCUCAAGAAAUCGCGCAUUAUAUGCAGCAGGGAUUAAUUGACUGUGGCAUUACGGGUCUGGACUGGGCCUAUGAGCACGGUGCUGAUUUAGAAGACCUCGCGGAACUUCCUUAUUCUCGGGCUUCGACAAUGCCCACGCGCUGGGUUCUUGUGGUGCCGGAAGAUUCAUCGAUUAAGACGGUGCAGGAUCUGGAGGGGAAGACCAUCGCGACAGAAGGGAUCGGAAUUACCAAGCGCUAUCUUGAAGAAAAAGGAAUCACGGCAGAUGUGGAAUUCUCUUGGGGUGCUACUGAGGUGAAAGUUCCUAAUUUGGUUGACGCUAUCGUUGAUGUGACUGAGACGGGAUCCUCGAUCCGCGCCAAUAAGCUCCGCAUCGUGGAUGAGCUGCUUUCUUCAUUCCCCCAUUUUUAUGCGAAUAAGACUUCUUACGCCGAUGAGUGGAAGAAGGAAAAAAUGGAUCGCCUCGUGCUGAUGAUCAAAGGGGCUCUGGAAGCCCGAGAUAGGGUGGGCUUGAAGCUCAAUCUCCCUUCCGAGGCUUUAGAUGCGGUACUUGAUUUAUUGCCCUCCCUGCGUCGUCCUACGGUGAGUCAGCUUGCAGAAGAUGGCUGGGUGGCGGUGGAGACGAUCAUUGAGGACUCCGUGGCUCGCCAUCUCAUCCCAAACCUCAAAAAACUUGGAGCUGAAGGCAUCAUAGAAUAUCCCUUGAAUAAAAUCGUUCCUUAA